Molecule: messenger RNA, 771 nt
Organism: Colletotrichum godetiae
Lineage: Eukaryota; Fungi; Ascomycota; Sordariomycetes; Glomerellales; Glomerellaceae
Exons: 4
Coding region: 1-771 (256 amino acids)
Source: RefSeq, a predicted model, not a curated record
AUGCAGUUUACCCAGCCGUUCGUAUUGCCUCGACCACAUAGAAUGCUUAGCUCGGCACCAACUACUAUGAUAGUCGCUUGCGCAGACCGCUAUUCAUUGGCUCUUGCUACUAGCAGUAAUGAUAUUGACGCAAGCAUCCUAAAGCGCGUCUCCACAGGCGAUUGGUCGUAUGUGGCCUUGUCGGCCAAUCAUGGCGCUACGGGCGAUCUACACUACGCAAUUAUUGCUUGCUCAGAGAGACCAUAUGGUGGCCACAAGGUGGAGGAUGACCGCUUGCAAAAAAUACGGAAGCCAAUCAAUGCUCCCGAGAGGGCUGAAUGGGAAGCGACGGGCAUCCUCAUCUGCAACAGAAAGGCUGACCGGCCACCGAAGCCCACACUCAUCAACUCCCGGACUUCAUGCAAACAGCUUGCCAAGCGCCACAGAGGCUCCAACGUCAGCUACGAGACCAUGACAAUUGCCCUGCUACCAGCUCUACCUGGUGUCAGCAGCGUCUUUCUCGACCAUGAACCACGCGGCAUUGAUGACAGCUCUGGUUCAAAGUACGGGGCUCUGCAACAAGCCAUAGCAUACCACGUCGCUAGACCAGGCCAAAAGCUCCCAAGUCGCGGUGAAGGAAGACGUGUCUCAUUCGAUCAUCGUUCGAUUGCGAUUCCAUGCCUGGUUCCGACGUUCCUCCAAGGGGGAUUCUGUUCAAGCGUGAGGCUUUCCUCAAUGGUCCUGCACAACGGGCACGUUCGCCCUGCGACAGGCGAGACAAGGGCAGGUUGA